GCUUAGCGUGCGCCUGGUUCCUGAGACAGCUGAGUCACACAUACAUAUAGACCCAGAUAAAUAGAUACUGUGCGAAAAAGAGGGGCUACUGUCUGGAAACUGCUGUGAAAACACUGACUACUGACCCCAGCUACUUCUGACACUGCGUCGAAAGAUGCUGACGAUAACACUGAAGACUCUACAACAGCAGACGUUCAAAAUAGAGAUAGACCCAGAACUGACGGUUGAUGCCCUGAAGAAGAAAAUAGAGGAGGACAGAGGAAAAGAUGGAUUUCCAGCUGCAGGACAAAAACUCAUCUAUGCAGGCAAAAUCUUGAAUGAUGACACUCAGCUCAAAGACUACAAAAUCGAUGAAAAAAACUUUGUGGUGGUCAUGGUUACCAAGCCUAAACAGACCCCGCCUCCUCAAGCAACUGCUCUGCCAAAUUCCCAACCAGCUGCAGCUCCAGUGCCACCUUCAGUCUCAGGCCAAGAAUCGUCCUCUGGCUCAACGCAAGUGCCCUCCACACCGAUACAAACAGUGUCUGCACCCACACCUGCCCCACAGUCAGUGCCUGCCUCUGAAACCCCUUCCACAAUCCCAGAAAACACGCCACAGGUCUCUGAUAAAGCAGCAGCAGCAACAACAGCUGUGGACUCAAACACAGCCCCGGACUCAGCACCAGCCUCUGCUGCUGCUGCAUCUCUGGCUUCCAACCCUGCUGCAGCCCCUGAGGAUGCUAAGGCAGACCAAACCUCGGCCCCUGCUGACGGCCCAGCGCCUGCUUCCCAGCCAGAGGAGAAGCCAAGGGAAAACCCUGAGACUGAGCCACCUGCCACCCCUCCAAUUCUCUCUGCUUCCAGCCUUGUUGAUGAGCUAGGACUCCUUGAAGAAGCAGCAUCCAUUCUUGUGACAGGUCCAGCUUAUGAAAACCUGGUGUCAGAGAUUAUGUCUAUGGGUUACGAGCGGGAGCAGGUAGUCAAUGCACUCAGAGCCAGUUACAACAACCCAGACCGAGCAGUAGAAUAUCUGCUCAUGGGUAUUCCAGCAGAGGCCAGUGAUCUACCACCUCAGGAGCCAGUUAGACAAAGUGUGCCAUCCAGCCUCCCUGCCCUGACCACACCACAACUACAACAGCAACCCCAGGCACCCCAGCAGACCCCAGCGGCCCCAGCAGCCCCAGCGGCCCCAGCGGCCCCAGCGGCCCCAAGCACAGGGUCAGUGUCUGCCAUCCAGCCUCCAGCUGCUGGCGGAGGCUCCUCGACUACAGGGAACCCUCUGGAGUUCCUAAGGAACCAGCCACAGUUCCAGCAGAUGAGACAGAUCAUCCAGCAGAACCCAGCCCUCCUCCCAGCCUUGCUGCAGCAGCUGGGCAGAGACAAUCCGCAGCUGCUGCAGCAAAUCACACAGCACCAGGAGCAGUUUGUGCAGAUGCUGAAUGAGCCACGAGGUGGAGACACGGGAGGGGAGGGCGCCGAGGCCCAGGGGUCACCACAAACUAACUACAUUCAGGUCACCCCACAGGAGAAGGAGGCCAUUGAGAGGUUAAAAGCACUGGGCUUCCCUGAAGGCUUAGUCAUCCAGGCUUACUUUGCCUGCGAGAAGAACGAGAACCUGGCUGCUAACUUCUUGCUACAACAAACAUGGGACGAUGAGUAACUUCACAUCACCUGACACAUCCCCGUUGGACAGAGGGCUGGAGAGGGGACGACAGUGCUGUACACAGUCAACAAGGGAGGGAGGAACAAGGAGAGCGAGAGCAUUUUUUUCUCAUGCCAUGUGACUUUGGUCUAAUGAUAGUGAUGAUGAUGAAUACAUGAUAUUAUGAUCAUCAUAUGAGCUCACACUGAGCUGUGCCUCACUGCUGCUACAUCAUUACAGCUGCCGCUUGUGCCGAGUGAGAGAAGUCAUGCCAGUAAAUAUCACAACAGUCUGCAUCACCUUCACUGAUCAACAGGCUUUUAUUUAGAGAGAUUUCUUUGCAGUUAGACCGGACAGUUACAGUUUGUACACCACAGAGUGUGACUGCAGUGAAUACAUGACUACAACCUAUUCCAACAUGAGCCUGUAACUUGCCCUUCAUGUUGGAUUCACCUGUUAAUGUGAUGCAAACUGUUGACCUCAUUGUUUGAGAGCUAGCACUGCUUUAUAUCAAAGUUCAGGUCUGAUCAACUCAUUUUCUCUACUUCUUCAUCCCAAACACUUAAAGUAUCUCAGACCAAAUGAGUCCAAAGAACACAAAAGUAUCGUCAGGUUUAGACCUUUCAUCAACAAUGCAGACUUUGAUGUGUGGUUCUGUCUAUGGAAAAUAUAUUAUGCAGGCUAUUUUCAAUUGCUGUAGUUGUGAUAUGCCUCUGCCUAUCCUUCCUGCAAGGAAAAAUCAGAUGAAAUGAUUUGAAAGAGGAGCAAAAAAAAUACUAAAAGUGAUAAAAAAUAUCACUGAAUUACAAAUAUUUGAGUCAUAAUUGUAACUUAUCCUUUAAAUCCACUGUGUCUUAGUAUUAGGGCUGGGCGAUAAAACGAUAAUGAUAAUUAUCGUGAUAUUAUUUUUCACAAUAUAAAUAUAUCAAAUGUAUGAUAAAACAUAGAUAUAUUUAUACCUGUAUUUACACCCCCCAACCACUGGAAAAGAAGGGGGUGCUAGUGUGUCUUAAACGCUAGUUCCCACCCAACAUUAAAUAGAAGAAGAAGUCGGCAUGGAACAGCCAAUCAUGUCGCAGGGUAAGAGGUAGGCAGGCUUAUAGAUGUUUGGAACGGAAUGUAAACACAGCUGAAAAAGGGACAGCGACACUGAAGAAAACGCAAAACCUACCAGCUCAAAGCAGAGUGAAAACAUGCUGGACAAAAAAGGCCACUAAACUUCAUUAGUGAAGAUAUUUUGGCUAUGUACUAGACUACUAAAUCCCAGAUACAAGCUAACAAACCGUCUGGUUUCUUCAACUUUCACUCAGGAGAAAAAAAAUCUGCCUUUAGAAUGAUAUGAAAGAAUGGUUUCAUAUUUAUUGUAAAAAUUAUUGAUAUUGACUGAUAUGAAAAAUGUUAUUGUGAUAACAUCUUUUUCAAUAUCGCCCAGCUCUAUAUAGCACCACACAAUUUGGACUGUAGGAUUCAAAAAUCACCAUUUAGUACUUAAUGAAAUUGUAUUCGAGUGUAAUGGUUAAGUGCUGUUUUAUUGUUUGUGUUUUCUUUCUGUCAUAAAUGGGCUUCCAAAAACAGUAGACAUGACUUUCAAAUCCAAUCUAUCUGCUGUAGGCCAGUGGUUUACUUCACCGCUAACAUAACUCUGCAGUCUAUUUGGAACGUACAAUGCUAGGGGUAGAACUUGUUUGUGCAGUUGUUUUAUAUUUUGCGGGACAAGAAGGGACACAAAUUCACAACUUUGCUUGAGCUGUCAUCACCCUCUUUCACUGUGGAGGGUUUUAUGUUUUUGUUUUUCAGAUGCAAGAUCUUGAAGAUUGACUAUAAAGUGCCACAUAGCAUGCUUUGUUAGCUCAAUAUUUGACUUUUUAUUUCAAAGAUAGGUUGUGUUUUGUCUCCUUUGCUGGAAAACGAAACAGUCUAAUGCUCACUUUAACACUGUCUGUUUCUCAUAUUACAUCUUCUAUGCAUCUUAAAGUUGUAAGAGUUUGAGCCAUUGCUCCCUCAUGCCUUAUCGGUUGCUAAAGACUUGAACACAUUCAGUGUCAUAAAUGGUGUUGUAGUUUACUAGUGUUUCAGGUAUUUCACAGAUGUGUCCUAAGGUCUGGUGAUCAUCAUUAAAGUUGUGAUUAUUUAUAAAUAAUCACUUAUUGUUUCAAAUCAAACUAAAGGGAAUUUGAAUUUGUGCUAGAAGCCAAAACAAAACUCAAAUAUUUUUCCAGCUUUCGGCAUGUGCUUGCUGUUUCUCCUUUUAAUUAUCCUUAUUGUGUUUGAACUGGAAAUGUCUGAAGUUUUGUAUCAUGCAAUGUAAAUGGGGUAUACAUACUUUGGGAUAAAAGGCACUUUACUGUGACAAAGGCAUCUCCUUAGCUGUGAGGGGUUGUUGGUUGCAUGAGAUUGUUACAGAGUUAUUUAUAGCAUGGCAGCAGGUUAGCAAUGAUGAAGCCACCAGUGUGGUGUUGCUCUGAUCUCAGUCUAUUUGUUUUUACCCUUUUUGUCCAUGUUUUGUUUUCUUUUUUGAGUUUGUAUAAAACAUGUACAAUCUUAAGUACACCAUUUUGCUGAUUAGUUGUGGUUUGGUUUCAGCAUUGUGUAAAAUAAAUGGCUUUUACAAAGUG
Messenger RNA from Notolabrus celidotus (New Zealand spotty), 4236 nucleotides. It is a transcript of the gene rad23ab, whose product is annotated as RAD23 homolog A, nucleotide excision repair protein b. The record is from RefSeq and is a predicted model, not a curated record. Bases 155 to 1639 code for a protein of 494 amino acids. Gene Ontology annotation, molecular function: proteasome binding; polyubiquitin modification-dependent protein binding; damaged DNA binding. Gene Ontology annotation, cellular component: cytosol; nucleoplasm. The transcript has 10 exons. Gene Ontology annotation, biological process: nucleotide-excision repair; proteasome-mediated ubiquitin-dependent protein catabolic process. Lineage: Eukaryota; Metazoa; Chordata; Actinopteri; Labriformes; Labridae.